Molecule: messenger RNA, 936 nt
Organism: Colletes gigas
Lineage: Eukaryota; Metazoa; Arthropoda; Insecta; Hymenoptera; Colletidae
Gene: mei-W68
Product: meiotic recombination protein SPO11
Exons: 3
Coding region: 1-936 (311 amino acids)
Biological process (GO): meiotic DNA double-strand break processing; meiotic DNA double-strand break formation; reciprocal meiotic recombination
Cellular component (GO): nuclear chromosome
Molecular function (GO): ATP binding; DNA binding; DNA topoisomerase type II (double strand cut, ATP-hydrolyzing) activity
Source: RefSeq, a predicted model, not a curated record
AUGGCAACGUUCAAUGGAGACACGAGUUUCACACUUACCGACAGUCAAACAGGAUGCGAUGAAGAAAAAGUGAUCGAUAUACCUGUUGUAGAUAAUACAGAAUUCAGAGCACAGUUGAUAUCUCGUAUCGAAGAAGUAACUUCGACCAUAAUCCAACAAAUAUGUUCCGACCGAUUACCCCAAAUUUCAUAUUCGUUGGUGCACAAUUACACGUCGAUGGAGACCGAAAUUGUCGAAGAAAAUUAUUUUCCCGACUGUGCCUCGAACGUUGAUUCGUAUCUUCUCGAAGAGGCCACGCAAGUCGAGGAAGAACCCACGCAAAAUGGCGUGCAGAGUGGCAAGAAGACGGUCAGCAAUUUUGCUAGGAGGAAAGGCAAGGACAAGUUCGCUUUGAUGAUGACGGUAAUGGCCGCGGCACAUCGUUUGUUAAUUACGAACACCACCGUCACCAGACGAUCCCUUUAUUACGAUCUCAAGAACGAGAAUACUUUGAACUUGGCGCCGGAACAGAGAUGCGUGGAUCAAGCGGUGAAUCACGUCGCCAAUUUGCUGAAUUGCGCGCCAUGGGAGCUCAAUCUUGUGCCUACGUUGAAAGGAUUAGCAGCGGGUGAACUGCAACUCAUGCUAACCGACAAUAGAGUAGUCGAUUGCAAAGUCCCAGGCGGAGCUCUCAUUCCCCUAAUGGCGUCGAAUGUAGUUUCCGUUCGAACGAGAGCGAAAAUGGUGCUGGUCGUCGAGAAAGACGCUGUUUUUCAAAAAUUGUUGGAAGACGAUUGUCCAUCUUUUUUAAAGUGCAUUCUGGUCACCGGGAAAGGGUACCCGGACGUGGCCACGAGGAUGCUGGUGAAACUGCUGUCGGAGAAAAUGGAACUUCCGGUUUACGCGAUCGUGGACGCGGACCCUUUUGGCGUGGACAUUAUGUGUGUCUACCGGUAA